AUGGACAAAGACUACGUACGAAAAGAUCCGAGACUUCGUUUUCUUAAAUUUCUUUUACUUUGUUCUUUGAUGAGUCUUUGGAUCCAAGGUAGGUUAUCUUUGUAAGUAAUUCAGUAAAAAUAAUAUAUUCUGUACGCUUUGUGUAUAAGUAAACCCAACAAAUUAUUUUCACUCUUGAAAAAAAAAAAUAAAAGAAACAGGGCUCCCAAAUUCCCCCAAGAAUCAAGAGAACAAAGCUACGGUCAUUCAUCGACUGAUUUAGAAGGAAAAUGUUUUUGAAAGAGCAGCAGACACUGUUGUGACCUUGAGUUACUGUCCUCAUUAGCACGAGUCCAUUAUAGCGGGAAUUUGUUUCAGUCAAACAUCUGUAAACUGAUUAUGAACUGGAAAAUCAGCACUGAGAAAAUAAAUCAUAUGCUUGUGGAAACGAUGUAAGAAAAGUGUUCAAAGAGCCCUUCUGUUCAGAUAUAAACUUAGCAAUAAUUCAGCCGUUAAUUUCCUGCUUCAUUUGAAAUAACUCUGACCAGGUCGCCGAGGAUUGGCUGAAACAGUAGAUAGGGUUUUCAUCGCUGACAACAGAAGCUGAUUUUGUUUCUCGGCAAGCUAAAACUAGCUGACGAGUAUGGAGUGUAGUGUUUCACGGUCAGUGAAACAUCCGGAUUUAACCAAAAUAAAUGCACACACAACAGAUUCAACUCGACACUUCACCAUGUGCUUUUUAAUUACCCAUAACUCAUUUCGACCGUACACAAUUACAUCAUCGAUACUACAUGGAGUAUGGAAACUAAUAACUCACUAACGACCUCAAUGUGGAUUUGCCCUUAUGCCGUUAGCGUCAGUUUAAUUGCUUCAGAACCGUCAAAGCUGGUAACCAAAACAACAGAAAUUGCACGGAAAAAAAUUUACAACUGAAGCAAGCAAAAAAAAAAUACUAGUGAGGAUCGUCCCUUAUCCAACAUGACCCUUCUUUAGGUUUGGAGCAACUGAGUGCUAAUUUUGGCGGGAAUACUGAUGGCGGCUGCAAAAGUGGCCUUCAAACGUACUACAGUAAUUGAGAGCAGUUAUACUUAUAGUAUUCGUGCAACUAAACGAUUUAAUGUUAGUUUUCAUUUAGGAAACGCAAAAAUUCAAAAACACCCGUUUAAAAAGAGAGCGAAGAGAGUAUUAAAGCUUUUAGGGGUAGGUUCGGAAUAAAUAGUUCAGGAAGUUUGCCACCGACACCGGCGUUGUUGCAAGGUGGCUUGAAAAAUGACUUUAAUAAUUAAAAGUAUGCUAAUUUAUUCCGAUAAUUUAGCUAUUUCCCAUCUUCAGCGUCCUAAAACUACAGCCGGAGUUCUCCUUGCGACACUCUCAUAAGCGACCACCUCUGAUUACAGGCAGCAUUCAGUGAAACACCAUUUGAACUGGCUUUUAAAAGCCCUGUAAUGUUAAGAGCGAAUGCACAGAAAAAUCGAGCAAAAUCGGCAAACCGUGGCCACAGCUCAAAACCUAACUUACCCUCAUUUUCAGUCUGUAAUAAGGUUUUAAUGAGUUUAUAACACUGCUGAGGUUUAAAUUUCAAAAUGCGGCCGAGUUUGCGAAUUAUUUGAGAUUUUCGAUUUCAACGGUCUGCGGGCCUGAAAUUAGCCGCCGAACACGGCAAUAUAGCCUAGCGACAGAGAUGAGCUGACUUUCAUAAACGAGCGAAUAUAUUGGCAAUCUUCCACUUAAAUCUCAAAAAACAGCUAUUAACAAUUUCUAAACAGCACAUUUUUAGAUUUAGAGGGUAAAAUAUCGACGAACGAGCACAAUUUUGAAACGUAAUUUGCAUAAUGCUUAUAAAUACAACAAUUUACCGCUAAAACCAAAAUCGAAUUUUCUAUAUGGGGGAAUUCUCCAAAUCACCCCAAAUCCCGCUUACUACCCAAUGAGAUAUAGUACUUCAACAUUAUCUGAAAGUUAGUCUGGUGUUCUCGCGAACGCUUGUAAAAUAGAUUGAUUAUUUUGAGGUUAUUUUGCCCCAAACAACUGCUAAUUGACCCCAGGGUCAAUUGACACGUGCACGUCACCUUAGUUUUAUGCAUCGAUUUGAGCUCGUUAAAAGGGAGAAACUAACAAGAUUCUUUUAAUACGUACCUGUUUUAAUGAAAUACACGCAAUCUUCAAAAGGAGAGGCCGUUCAAUGGGUAAUUUCUGUUCUUGAGAUCUUGUAGAUUGCAGCAUGACGUCUGCGAGUGGACCUGAGUCUAGGUCUGUUUUCCCGUGACUGCGAAAUCAGAAUAACAUCAAGAAAUAAUUCUCCCUCGAAUCUUCGUAAGUGAAUCAGCUUUGCAAUGCCUUACCUGAGAUAAAAAGUGGCCCGAAUAGCAAAACAUUUCUAGCGUAAUUUGGAUCCUUUGUGGAACGCAGUGUAUUGCUGAGCGAAAGGUGAGUAAACAAACGUGGGAAAGUACGUGACCUUUGAUUGCGUGACCCGCCAGUAAACGAUAGUUUCCAGCGAAAAAUUUGCCUGCGUGCAGACGUCUCCUAUUUCCUUUGUUGCACGCGGAAAAGGGACGUCUGCGUAACGCCGUCGCUAAUCGUGUUCCAGCGUCCUGCUGGGUUCCCAAGAUCUUGGGAACACGCUGCGAUAGGCUGACACACAGUGCGCAUUGUUUGACUUAACGCUGAUUGGUUGUUAUCGAAUGUGGUCUGAUAAUGUAUGCGGUGAUUUAAAUGAUUUAUGUAAGCAGGGUUUUCUAACCGAAACAAAUCAAGACAUGUGCGAUUGUGUGCUGUGUUUUUCGUCGAUCGAAAAGCAGAGCGAUCGAAAUCUUGUGCGGGGACGCGGAAAGUUUAACGUGUACGAGGAAAUUAUUUCUUUACAAUUUACUGUGCAUGACACAUCACAUCAUAUUUGUGAACAGUGUCUGAGAAAACUACAAAAGCGGCGUGGACUUCGCACCAGGCAGGCAUUUCAGAGAAAGCCAGCCAAAGAAACUAAAAUCUUUAUUUAGCCGUAACAAACAGAGGUCAAGAAAAUUUAAACACUUUACAACUGCAUCUGAAAUCAAAUCCUAUCGGGAACACCCACAGAAGCACAAACCACAGGAAAUGAUUACUCAGUAUGCAUGUAACAAACCUGCUUCAUGACCUCUAAAUGAGCGGCAAAAAUGAGAUUUACUCAGUCAAAGGUUAGAAUGCUACAUGCACUGUGUAGUGCUAGUAAUCUUCGCGCGAGAGAGAAAAGAAGAAAAACCUCUGUUCAAGCAGACUCUCAAGGUCACGUUUCGCUCGUAUCACGAGCUUAUGACGUUUUGUUUGGCCUGUCAACUCUUAUUUCUAACCGGAUAUUAUUUCACAAUUUAUGCGAAAUAGAAUACCCUGCCAGCGGGACGCUGGAACACGAUUAGCGACGGCGUUACGCAGACCUCCCUUUUCCGCGUGCAACAAAGGAAAUAGGAGACGUCUGCACGCAGGCAAGCGAAAAAUAGGAUUCGCAAAAAUCUUGCUGAUGUAUAUUUAACAGUUUGUUACUAUAAAUUUACAGCUGGUUUGUCUGAAACUUUAAACAAUGCAUAUCUGUCCAAGAGUAUAAGAAUGUUUCGAAAGAUCCACCCCUAAGUAACUGUGGGCUACUCCUUUUCCCCCAUCACCGAUGUGCACUUCCUUCCCGCUGUCUUUUGCAUGAGGCUUGUAUGCCUUUUUAACUGUUAUCGACACUUAAAACUGGCCGUUUAAGGCAUGGUUUAAGAACUUGACUGAUUUAAAAAACCGUCGCGAACAUGCGCUGUUAUUGUUUGACUUUGGAAGCUUUAAGCCCAAAAUGAUGGUGCAAUCUCGAGAAAUUUGCCCGAGUCUAAUUAUAAGACAGGGAACGGGUACCAAGAAAGGGACGGUCUCAUUUAGCAACCCGUGGAUAAUCUGAACAUGCUUGCCUUCUGUCGCAGGGGCAACCGUUAAGGCCAGGUACGCCGCCCCCACCCGAGAGGAUUGCAUGGCAUCCACCAUUUCAGUCGCUUUUUCCACAUUAUGACCUUCAAUUAUCAUGAAUUAUAAUGCGGGCCUUGAUCGUUGCCACCUUACCAGAAGUCUAAUCUUCGCUCUGUUAGACCAUGAGAAUCUCUAUUAUUAUUCCAUAAAUGCACCAUUGACUUUUUCUUGCUCAGCGUCCGGUAAACCGAUACUCCGAAGCAAAGAUAUCUUUACAAAGACUCUAUCCAGGCCAGAACUCCUGAUAUCAACAAAUAUACCCCCCGCCUAAAGAGAGCAAACGUUCCCCGAACUACUCACUUGACCCACCCCAUCCCUUCGUUAAGAAAAACUACGUACUCAGUCCACUGGACAAAACGCGCUCGUGAAUAUACCAAACAAUAGCCGUUCAUCCUACAAGCAAUCUCAGUUUCAGCAGGCGUGGCCGCGUUUCCAGUUGCUGUAAGAUUAAUUCGACACCUGCAACAGACACUGUAAAUUGAAUAGCAGCCACAACGCCCUUCCUUGAAACCGUCAGGACGAGAAAGUUUAUAAAAGACUUAACAGGUGUGCGCGGCGGUUUUCUUCCUUCCCUCCCAUUGUAGUACUCAAAUUCUGACCCUGAUAUUGGGCGCGAUCCAUUCAACCAAACUUUCCGGAAAUUUCGGUCCAAAACUCAAUGGAUCGGUUCGGUCCAACCGGAAAAGUUUCGAAAAAACGGGUCCACCUUUUGAGGUGGUCCUCUUUUCCCGGUCGGACCGGUUGGAAUUUUGGUUGAAUGGAUCGCGCCUAUUAAUUCCAGUAGUAAUCAAUCGUUCCUGAGCCGAUAGGCACAAGGAUACCAGUUUCUUGCAAAAUAUGCUGUGACAUCCGUUUGCUCAUCCCCCUUUCUGCCUUCCGCCGCUGAUUAGGUUUGGUUCCCGUGUGCUUUGAAAUAACUUUAGGAACGAAACAUGAUACGUGAGGGGCGUGCCCGGCUAAGUGCAAGUGACUCUCAGUGGUGAAGACAUAUACUGAGCUUGUCAGUAUUUCGUAGCCUGUACCACGUCGCGAAAAUAGAACAAGCCAAAGAAAAAUAAGACGCCUUUCUUUCCCCAGCUCCCGCAGGUUUUUCGCAUUACUUUUUACUGCACAACUGAUUGUACCUUUUCGAGCCGGAGCGAACAUUGACGCCCUUGGGGUUAAGUUUCCACUUCAUUUUCGGCACCUGACUAAACGCAAGCGCUGACUUGUGCGCCUAUGCUUCGUUUGCACUGAAGUAGCAGUAUAUGACCACGACAGACUUGCUGCUAUCCUAGGUUUGAAACCGCAAUGGGCAAGAACAAUUUCUUGAAAAGAGCAAACUAUUUCCUCCUUAGCAGACAUGGAGAACAGGACUUAAGCAAGCAAUGCCAUUGCUUAAGUCCUACUAGACUUGAAAAGAGAAAGCAUGAUGCUUUCUCUUUUUAAUGAUUUAUGGCUAAACAGUACAAUUUCAUGUAGCUUUUACGCAACAUUAAAUACUUAGUUGUUUGCAGAAUUGCAUUUAACAACAAAUUACAGAAAUUUAACUAAGUUUAGAUCUCAUAGAUAAGAAUUGCACGGAAAAAAACUUUUUGAAAAAAAAAAAGUCAAAAAAUGUUUGCUGGAAAAUCACUUAUGGACAUACAAUAGCAGAGAUAUCAUGCCUGUAAUUUUCUGUUCAAUGCACCUUAUGACAAGUCUGACUAAUCCACUGGUAACCUAUGCCUUAAAACCGCCGUGAACCUUAAUAUUUAAUCCAUUUGCCUUUCAUGCGUAGCGCAAAUAUAUCUUCUGAACACUCCUGGGUUGGGGGUAAAAUCAGAAGAACAGAACAUUCAGUUACUGUACCAUCUUUAAAAGUGGGACAGUAUGUUUGCUAAUCAUCUUAGUUAAUCGCUUUUAAAAUAGGACAAAAGGACACCUGGUCAUACAGGAAAAUGAAUUUAAUGUAUCCCGAAAGCUUUGGUUUCCCGUGUACUUCUUUUUCGCAGGAGACAAUCGAUAAUUGCCUGGUCACGCAAUCGGAGGUGAGUAACUAAUAAAAGUCAUUGACACCAUCGCCGCUUAGCAAAUACACUACGUGCUGCAAAGGAUCCAAAUUGCGUUAGAAUGUUUUCCUAUUCGGCCCACUUUUUAUCUCAGGUAAGGCACUGCAAAGCUGAUUCAUUUACGAAGGUUCGAGCGAGAAUUAUUUCAUGAUGUUAUUCUGAUUUCGCAGUCACGGGAAAAAAGACCUAGACUCAGGUCCACUCGCAGACGCCAUAGUACAAUCUACAAGAUCUCUAGAACAGAUAUUACCCAUUGAACGGCCUCUCCUUUUGAAGAUUGCGUGUAUUUCAUUAAAACAGGUACAUAUUAAAAGAAUCUUGUCAGUUUCUCCCUUUUAACGAGCUCAAAUCGAUGCAUAAAACUAAGGUGACGUGCACGUGUCAAUUGACCCUGGGGUCAAUUAGCGGUUGUUUGGGGCAAAAUAACCUCAAAAUAAUCAAUCUAUUUUACAAGCGUUGGCAAGAACACCAGACUAACUUUCAGAUAAUGUUGAAGUACUAUAUCUCAUUGGGUAGUAAGCGGGAUUUGGGGUGAUUUGGAGAAUUCCCCCAUAUAGAAAAUUCGAUUUUGGUUUUAGCGGUAAAUUGUUGUAUUUAUAAGCAUUAUGCAAAUUACGUUUCAAAAUUGUGCUCGUUCGUCGAUAUUUUACUCUCUAAAUCUAAAAAAAUGUGCUGUUUAGAAAUUGUUAAUAGCUGUUUUUUGAGAUUUAAGUGGAAGAUUGCCAAUAUAUUCGCUCGUUUAUGAAAGUCAGCUCAUCUCUGUCGCUAGGCUAUAUUGCCGUGUUCGGCGGCUAAUUUUAGGCCCGCAAACCGUUGAAAUCGAAAAUCUCAAAUAAUUCCCAAAUUCGACCGCAUUUUGAAAUUUAAACCUCAGCAGUGUUAUAAACUCAUUAAAACCUUAUUACAGACUGAAAAUGAGGGUAGGUUAGGUUUUGAGCUGUGGCCACGGUUUGCUCGAUUUUUCUGUGCAUUCGCUCUUAAGCUCUCUUAAGCAACAGUCCCUGUAAGUGGACCUCUCUUGUGGAUCACCAGCAGGACCAUUUCAUUUGUUUUUAAGUUCUUAUAACCGACCACUACGUCGACACUUAAACAAAAGCAUUAACUUCAUGAUUAAAAUUUGGGGUAAUGCAGAGCAAAAGCGCGAAUAGUUCGUUGAUUUGGAAUGAUCAAAGUUAUUAAAAAAGAAACUCCUUAAUAUUCUUUUACCUAAAUGUAUUCGUAAUAAAGAACACAUGCUUAGGUGCUUAACAGCCCGUAAGUUUGUGUUGCUGCUAGGUAAAAAUACUGGUCGAGGGUGAAAAGAGAGUGAGAGACUGGGAAGAGCUCCGGGCGUGUAAAGAGACUGUUUCUUAAUCUAACAUGUUCCCAGGUUUUUUGCUAAGCUAUCGUUAGUGACUGCCCUCAUAUCCGUCUAAAUAUGGUCGCUUACUAGCGGUCCAUUGAGAAACGGCGAGCACUAGUUGCGUAAAAUUUACAUAAGAAACCUGAAACUAAGGUUGAGGUUACGAGAGCUAAUUUUAGCAACUGCCAUUCAGCUAGCCAUAGGCAACCAGAGCGCCUAGAAUAUGAAUACCUACAGCAAACUUUAUUGUCUUUGGAAAUAGCGAAGAGUGAAAUUUCCCAACUAAGUUUUCGGCUUCAGUCAGUGGGUGAUAAAAUGAGGAUCAAAUACACUUUAAACUUCAAUGGCGAAAGGCACAAAGGGCAACUAAUAUGUAUUUUAUCUGUAACUGAAUCCAAGUGGAAGGAGGGCCUUCUCCAAUAAAACUGACGUUAAAACCGAGAUGUUUUAAUUGAUCAGUUACAACUAGGCUCCCAUAUCCAUGCAACUGACUAUCUCAGCUUGAUAUAUGUUAGUUACACGAGUUAUAUGAGGACACGCAGUGAAUUCCAUUAAUUUAUCGAAACAGUUGAUUACUUGCUUCAAGUCGCUCAAACAGAAAACAGUUAUACAGCAAACAUGAAGAACGACUGCGUAGGAAAAGAUCUCAAAAUUUGUUUCCUUAAAUUGUUUCUGUUUUUUUCUUUGACGACUCUUUGGAUUCAAGGUACGUCAUCUUUGUAAGACAUAGUAGCAUUUUCGCGCUAUAUGUGCAUCAGUACAUGCAGUAAACCGGAAAAAAAAUAUUCCCUAUUUAGCGUCGCUCUCGGUCCUUGUUUCACAAGUAACAAGAGGCAGGGCAUCUCUGCGUUAUGUCACUAAUGUUUUAAAAAGCUUAAACAAAACCUAAAAGCUUAAACAAAAACUCCCCAGAAAGCACCAAGAAGAAAACAAGGCGGGUUAUUUUUCAGGUGUGAUAAACGAGUCUGUGUUUGCAAAGUGGAAAUCGACUGUAGACGCCAUAAAAGUAAACAGGAAAAUGAGUCAUUUUCUAAUUAUUUUUUCUUGCCUUUGCAUAUAAAAGCUAACUGAAAACGACGUGCCCAAUAAGAAGAAUCGACCGUUAACAAAAGGGACCGAAAAAUAUUCUUACAAAUCGUUAAUGUCGCCGGUUAAUAGAGAAGAAAGAUUCACGGGCGAUUGACCUCCUAAAUGGCAGAAAAAUUCGAUUGGCAAUAAAUUUCUCGCUAACAAAAUAAAUAUAUACCGUAUAACGGCGCCUGUAGAUCCGCGUCGCCCGCAAAAUCGCGGGUCCCAUGACUAUUUGCGCGCUCACAAAGGAAGCCGACGCAUGUCGCGUCCUUUGAUUCAAGACUCAAGUGUUAGCGUAUUGUUUCCACGAUACAAAGGUAACUUAACUUAAGAAAAUCAAUAGAACGAAGCUUUCGCUCAACUCUCUGUUUUAUAAGGAAAUGCAAACGCUUAACUUGAUAAAGAUAUUUUAACGAAUUAGGCCAGCAGAAUGUAUAGAAUUCCAGAAAAACAAUUCAGGAAGUCGAACGGUUUUGAACUGCGCUAGAAAUUGUUUUUAUCAGUAUGCAGAUCACCUACCGAAUCACUUACUUUCCAUCGAACUGAAAUAUCCUGACUUUUUUUAACACUUUUCGAUUUGCUUCGUUUCAUUUUAUAUUAUUUUGUGCAAGCUGAAUUCUUUCAUGCGAAUUUACGCUUUCAAAAGGAAAAAACGCCGAGGAAACGUUGUGUUUACAACCACGGCAAUUUGUAUCUAUUUCGCUUCACUUACGCUUUUAUGCAAAUUACUAUUCAUCCACCGGAUUUCGCUGGAGACAAAAAUGUCGAGUUUAAAUUCCCAGAUGCUUGCCUUUUUGGGCACCCUUUUUAUUUUGGCUAUCAAGAUUUUAAAAGCUAAGCUUCAGACUUUUCAUUCCAACGUUUUAAUGCGGGAAAGUUAUGAGAAAUGCUACAACUGAUUAAAGUCACGCAACACGCUUUAAGACCGCAUAACUUGAUCUUUCUGUUAUCUUUUGUUCUUCUAUUGUCUCCAAAACAAUAACGAUGUUUCACCAAUUUCCACCUACAAAUAAUAGAAGCGACAUUCGAUUGACAAAAAUUUGCAUUUACUCGCGACGCGUAUCUACAGGCGCGAUUCCGUAUAUAGCUGAUUAUAUUCCGCAAGGUCAUUCAUUGUUUUUUGUUUUAGUUAUUUGUUUGUUUGGUUUCAUCUGUAGCUUUUUAUUUUGGGGGUUGUAUUUUGCUUCUUUGUUGAUUUUUUAGUUUGUUUUCUUUGGUGUGGAACCGGUUGGACUAAUCAACUUCCCAACGCGGUAAAAUGUAGGCACGAAUAUAAAAUGUAAUAUUACAGCCUCGACGUGGCAUUGCUCGUUGCAUGUUAGGCUCAAUUCACCUGCAAUUCGUUAAAAAUGAUCAGAACAACAAAACAAAUAUCAACAAUACAAUUUGUAUAGCAAGUCAAAAAAAUAUCUACUGCCUAUAUCCGCCUCAUUCAACAUCAGUUAACAAGGAAGUCAUUGAUGAUUUCGGUGGGAACUGCAACGGAGACUGUGUUAGUGAAGAAAAAGGGCAAGGUUCUGUCGUCACUAUGCCGGAUAGAUAUAAAAAGGGAGUUUCCGGCAUGGUAUAAAUGGCGGCUGCACGGAGCUGGAACAAGUCGCUCACAGACAUUUCGAACAUCGUGCUGGAGCGGUUGGCCGAGAGAGUUUGGUACACUAAAUUCCAAUCCUCACUCUGAAUAUUCACCUCGCUACUUCUCUUAUUUUUCGCUACGUUCCCAAUACCUGUUACAUCCAUAUACACAUAAUCUUUACUUAAACACGAUAAUUUUUAAAGCUAUAAAAGCUUGUAGGGUCGUGUGUUUAAGAAUUAAACUAACCUAAUCUACAUCAAAACAUAUAUAUAAAUUAUAUAUAUCAUAGGGACACAGUCAUCAGUAAUAUAUAGUUAGCUCAGGGUCUGAGCUUGACGAUGAGACCAACCAAGACGGCAAGUCUCCCAUAAAAAUUCUCACCGCUGGGGAUAUUCUGGGCCUUUUUGAGGAACGUUUUCAAAAAUUCGGGUACAUGUACAUUAUAGGCGAUCAAAGGACUGCGAUGGUUCGAGAUUUUUCCGUGGAGCGUUCAUACGCGGAAAUAAUUUUGUUUUCAAUCCAGAAGCUAAUUCCUUGUUGUUUCGCGAAUUCUUGCCUUGACUAAAACAACAUCAGUUUAUGAUGCCUCGGAAAUUAAGGAAAUCAAAUAAUUCAUUACUAGACAUAUUAAAUUCUGCAAGCAGAAUACUGCAAUGCUGAUCCUACUACGUGAAAAUUCACCCUGCUAGACAUCAAUACGACACCGAAAGAACUAAAAACAGAGCGGGAUUGUAGCCAUAGACAGCUGUUUCGCCCUUUUUGGGGCCCGUCAGUAUUGGCGUAACAACCAGAGAAAGCUGUGAUGAAAAAUAUCGGCACACUCUGAUUAAAGCCCUGACCUAGAACCCCCAACACCCACAGAAUAACGCCAUACCACGUGUCUUCGGGGGGACAAGAGUCCAAGUGUCAAGUUGAUGUCUCGCAGAGAAAAUAAAGGAUUAGCCAAAUCAACCUCUAAAAUAUGAACAGAACCAUGCAAGAAUGUUUAUUACCGAAAAUAGUUUCGAUCAAGAACAACAAUAAGCUUUAUUUUCAUUACUAUAACAAAGUAUUACAGUAUUGCAAAAGCUACUUCAAUUAAUUAUGGAUUCCUUUUUAAAUAUUUAAAAUAGCUUUAAAUACAAUAAUCAUUGCUUACUUUCAACCAUCAUUAGGGUUAAUUGUUCCGAUCAUUUGCUGAUAAGACUGAGUGUCAAAUCAGCCAUUGCAAAGCUAUCUUUUAAAAAGCCCAUUACUUUACCAAAAAACAAUAACCAACCAAAAAUCAUAUUACAUGGGCUGGGAUAGUGACUUCCACUCGGAUAGUAGGCUGGGUGCCUUGUAGUAGGUUUGUCAAGAGUUCCGGUGGAGGUUUGUGUUAGUUAAUAAAUGUUUGGAUCAAUUUUGGUUUCUGGGAAACUGCCCACCUACCCCUCCGCUAAGCUAACAUUAACACUUACUUCUCGCUUAGGGCAAAAUGAUAGCUUAGGGGAGGGGUAGGUGGGCAGUUUCCCAGAAACCGAAAAUGCGAAUGUUUGAUGAAAUAAAGAAUUUCCCUUCUAUUCUUUCCAUUUUUACGCGAUAGAUGUGUCACCCACAGGGACCCUAGGUUGUGAAAUAAGUGCACAGAAAUGCCAACCACCUUUUCAGACGAUAACAGUAACGCCCAAAGACUCUAAAGUGACUUUGAACUGCUCGAUCAAGAAUGGGGGAAAAGUACAAGACAUGACCUGGCAGGACCUUGAAAGAAACCUCAGUGCAAGUGACGCCGGUCUGUUCUUACAACAAAUCUAUUCAAAGAAUAGAAGUCAGCCACGUGAAUGUUUUUCUAUAAAAUACGCCAGUGAGUAUGUUCUUCUUUUUCCCUGUCUGUAUUAAAUUGAUGGGGAGAAAAAUAUCAUAAUGCGCCCAUCAGUUUUUUUUGUGAGUGUCUUAUUUAAAUGGAUUAUAACGAAUCCUAUGAAUGCCUCGUAACAGGUUUAGGCAGAUUCAAGCUCAGCUGAGGCAAUUUUUACGGUUGGAAUGAUCGUAAAAAACGGUUGAAGUUAUAGCCAGUUGAAUCACCUCACUUGAACAUGGUUCACCGCGAAACUCUAGUUACUCAUGCCGUGCUGGAGGGUAAGAAAAGCAAAAGGACAUGACAAACAACAAACAAAGGAAUCAUUUCAAACGAUGUUAGCUUUUUGUUUGGCUUGACUCAGUGCGUAGGGCCGCGCUCUCCAGCAUGGCAGGUUUGUGCCACAAAAGUGACUUACUGCAAAGGGCCUAUUUAAAAUGAACAAGGCAUGGAGCAAAACAUUGUUGGUUGGAAGGUGUCGGUAAGACAGAUGACCGUAGGUAUCUUAAAAAUCGUGAGCUAAGCAACGACGACGACGAUAGCAGUGAAAAUGUCGCUAAAAAAUUAAAUUUGCCUCGUUUCAAAUGUUAUCGCGUCUAUUUGGAGCUGCUUAAUUUGUCAAAUGUAGGCGAUUUCUCUUGGAGUUGAAUUCUUAAGAACUUUAUUCAGGAUCAGAAAUAAAAAGGCGAAAUCGUCGUCGUAUGUUCACUUUCUCUAUAAAACGUCGCAUUAUUAGGAGGAUUCACUUUAUAGUCGUGCAGUGAACGUCAAAGAAAUAUAAUGUACUAAGAAGCUUGAUGUACGUGAAGCAACUGUUGUUUUCAUGUUAAAACCAAUUGUUUUUUGACGUUGUCGUCGUGGUAGUUAAGAUUUUCACAUUGUAGAUUUUGAUAUUUUUUGCACUAAUUCAAGAGGUUGCUAUAAAAAUUACAAGUAUAUUACAAAAACAACAAGAAGAAAACCAGCAAAUUACAUAAGUCCUGAUCAAAGGUGAAAUGUGCGCAGUCGAGUUGGUCACCAAAGCUCCCUAGUUUAAAUGACUGGGUGCAUGACUUACGAGCUUUGAAAUUAAGACGAAGAAUUCCUUCUCAGUUCCAGUUCAGAUAGUAUUUAAGACAAUUGAUGCCGAUGACUAAUAUCCUAACAUGAGAGAAAUUUGUAAAACAGCAAAAGUGUUCUAUGUGAAGCAAGCAAUAUUCUCACCACUAAAAAGGAUCAGAUUACACGAGGAGAUAAGGAAAGCUUGACACGAAGAAUGCAGUAGCUUCUGUUGGAAAAUCUGGUGUUGGGGAAAAAAUCUAACCAGCAAACAAAAACAAUGAGAACAAAAACGAAUUACAAGCCUAAAGCGAACGACAAAGGAAAAGAAAACAACGCCAUUUUUUUUCGAAACCUGGCCGAGUUCAGUAUAAAAAUAAUGAACUAAAAUUAAAUACCGACGUGCCGUACAUCGCAUGUCCUUGGAAACAUUUCAGAUGGCCCAGCGAAUUAUUACUUCGGCGGAGCGCGAAGUAAAGGAUUCGCGACGCUUAGGAAUGUAUCAAAGUUACAAUUUUUUGACAAGAUUGAGCAUGCAAAGUCUGUAGGUUUUCGGUUUUAUUCGGCUAUUUGACGAAGUGAGAGCCGAAUUAGUCCGAGAUAUCUCGAGAUCACUUCGAUUUCUUUGAUUUAUUCUUUAACUUUUUCGAGGAAGAAAGAAUUAUUAUUUUGGCUUUCCCGGGGUUUGAACCGACUCACCUGUGUGACCCAUCAGGUCAGAGAAGACUCUAAGAUGAGGGAUUAGCCGAUUGCGCUACUGCGACCCAAGGUAGUUCGGGCUAUGUAAAAUAGUUAUGAAAUUAUGCACCAGUUUCGGGACAAGAUUGGGCGUGCAAGUUCGCGACUUUUCGGCUUGUGUCGGCUAUUUCACGAAAUGAAACCGGGCAACUUUGUGAUAUCUUGAGAUCACUUCGAGUUUAGCCUUUAAUUUAUUACUCGAGGAAUAAAUAGAGGAUAUUACGUGGCCGCGCAGAGACACGAAAUUUCUCUUCGAGUGUCGAAAAAAAAACAUUUCACCAGUGAGCCCUUCUUUCGAACUACUUUAUGAUGAAUUUAUAGUUACAAAAUGCUGCACAAAGACAUUUUGUCUUUAUUGAGUGUUACGUAGUAAAAUUGCUUUCAUGCGUUGCGUGACUUUUUCGAACGUUCUCUCCUUUUUUUGGAUUAUUCAUGAAUAAUUAAUUAGGGCAUGUUUACAUUUCAGCAUUAGUCAGCAGAUUUGUAUCAGUUACUGAAAUCAUAAAAUAUGUCGAAAAGCUACUACUAUUCGCCCGUUUAGUAUUUUCUAGAACCUUAUGUCAAACGGUAUACAAGUUCCAAGCGAGGUCUUUCGACGAACUAAGUUUUUUCCCACGAGUUGGACUGCUGUGUUUAGUCAAGUGUGACGAAGGCCGAUUUUCAAGUUCUGUGUUUACAAGUUGGCGGAAGCCGUAAGAUAUCUGAAGUUCAAGUGAGAGUUUGUUAUUAUUGGUAGAGGCUGUUUAGUUGUACUUAAAUUCAAGUCAAGUUUGUGUUGGCGGAUGCUGUGUUUUAAAGCUCUGAAAAGGCUAUGUUCCUUUGGUAUUAAACUUCCUUGAGUUAAUCCGACAUUCCUGCGUGCUGAUAGUCAGUGAAUAAUUAUCCUCAAAACAUUCGAACUCGUAACAGCCAAUUCCAUGCUCAACGUAAUUGACUCCUUACCCAUGCCUUACAUAUCUUUAAUCAGUACAUGAGACUGCUAUGCUGUUUGUGAAGCCUGAUGUGACUAAGAAAAAUAGAGAAUUUUUUUUUCACUGUUUGUUUUGUUAGACUUGUUAUUCACCGCCAGUAACCUCAUAUUUGACUUAGAUCUAUACGUUUAGACCCAAGUCAAAUUUAGAAGGAUUUGUAUGGAGUCAUCAGAGCAUAACUGGGCUAAUAUCUCAGAGACAAUUUGUCCCGAAAUGCUACUUUUUGGCAGGUAGGCCUCUUGGAUGUUGCUCUUUUCAGAAUAUCCUGACAAAUUUCAUAAUUUCACAAAUUAACACCUUACUCUUACCAUAUUUUAUUUCUUACUAUUCCUCCGCAUUUACAAUUAAUCAGUUCCACAAUCACGACGCCGAAGUGUACGCUCCGUAGCGUCUUGUUCUAAGUUUCAAUCCGAUCAAAAAAAGCCUCCGGAAAUUUGAAAGGAGGCUUAAAUGAUUAAACUGUGCAAAUAUUAAUCAACAAUGUGAAACCGAACCGACAGUAGAUUUGUAGCUGGACUUAAUAAUAUUCCCGAUCGCUUCCUCUGCAAAGCUGACUCUUUCAAGGCACUUCACACUUUUACAUAGCAGGUUUGUAAAGCCACCAGACUGAAUCUGAGAACUUUUCAAGAAAAUAAUCCUUGCAACAGGAAGGGACCAAGAAACGGUCAAAUGGGAAAAAAAGGAAUUUUAUUCCUAAACAAAAUACGCAUGAUUUGCUUGUUGGCACUCUGUCGAUAGGUAUACCUAGUAUUAAAAUGGAUUUAUUCACCGUAUUCACAAAUGGCGGACACGCGGGAAAAAACUGGUGCCUAGUCAUGAAAGCGAGGCGUUGGAGGAUAAACAAAAAUUGCAAAUGAAGACUUUCAGAGAACUUGCAGAGUGUUUAGCACGGAUUCCACCUAAAAUAACUCUGUACGGACUUCUUUUUAAAUACAAUUACGUGGGAUGUCUUCAGCUUUUAAUGUUUAGUAGUGAUUUGCUGUUUGCAAUCAAAAGGUACGCGUAUAUCUUCAAGGAAACAGGAUGAUUUUGUAGGUCUGCGAAGCAUCAGAAGCUCGACAAGUGGGCGAUGGCUGGAGAAAAGCGGCAAACAUGAUGGCCCAAACUUCACACUGAAACCGAAUACGAAAGCCAGAUCACUACAAUUCUGUAAAACAGAAGUAAAAACAGAUAUUGGUGGCGAGAAAAAGAGAAAUAAGCGACGGAUAUAUGGCCUACUUGUCAACGGAAUGGACCUCCGCCACUACACAAAACAGGUCAAGUCGAGAGCGGGUGAAAGAUUCAUUCACGAGGCUCAUUCAUUCAUGUCAGUGUCAUUUUAUACAUAUCUAUGUAUAUAUGUAUGUCUGUAUUUACAACUUCCUUUGGAUCAUAUUAAUUCCGUCGGUUUGGAGUGAAUUGUUAGAGGUACGUUGGCACAGUUUAGCAAAAAUCUCAUGAUUUCUUUGUCAUUGCGAAAUAAUUAAAGUAAUUUUAUCAAAAUUAGAAGCUGUAGUGUGUGAAUCUUAUGGCUGGCUAUUUGCCUGGUCUCCUCUAGGGAAUUAUCUCAGAGAGCUCUUGGUAAAAAAGUGGUAUAAAGCUUACAUUUUACCAAGUUAAACUUUUAAGACAAUGUUUGUGUCAGGACUGAACACGGCAAGCUUCUGUUUCGAAUAAUUAAAUUCGAGUCUGGAUCCGUUUAACUUGAAGAAGACCAUCAUUUUAUUUAUUUAUGUAUUCUUCAACUUUAAAAUAUUAUGGAACAUAAAGUUAAAACUCUUAACAGCCAAAGAUAAGAGAUACCAAAUUAAUCGCUGAAAUGAUGUGGCCGGCUUACCGAAUCUGUCGAGUAACAAGUUGAAAUUUUGAGCGUACUCCACUCGAUCGCUCCUGCAUUUAUACUAAAAAAUUAGUUCUAAUUGAUGUCCUUCAUCGAUAAAGACCAGAGAAUAACGUCCUGGCAAACAAAAAACAAACAUCACUUCAUCGAAACCUCAGUCACGUCUUCUUUCCUGUCUUCCUUUUUUCCAUCGGCUCGACUUGAAUUGUUCAGCGGCAGACGUCUCUUGCGUUAACAAGUAGGCCAUAUACCUGUCGCUUAUUUCUUUUUUUCUUGCCACCAAGAUUUGUUUAUAUUUCUGUUUCACAGAAUUGCAGUGAGCUGGCUUUCCUACUCGGUUUCAAUGUGAAGUUUGGGCCAACAUGUUUGCCGCUUUUCUCCGGCCAUCGUCCACUUGUCGAACUUCUGAUGCUUCGCAGACCUAAAAAAUCAUCCUGUUUCCUUGAAGAUAUACGCGUCCUUUUUGAUUGCAAACAGCAAAUCACUACUAAACAUUAAAAGCAGAAGACAUCCCACUUAAUUGUAUUUAAAACGAAGUCCGUACAAAGUUAUUUUAGGUGGAAUCCGUGCUAAACACUCUGCAAGUUCUCUGAAAGUCUUCAUUUGCAAUUUUUGUUUAUCCUCCAACGCCUCGCUUUCAUGACUAGACACCAGUUUUUUCCCGCGUGUCCGCCAUUUGUGAAUACGGUGUAUUUGCUUUUUAAUAAAAUUGUUAUUGUUGUUCCUUUGUGAACGUCUUGUUAAUUUCCUUUGUUUUUAAUUGUUACCCUCUCUUUCACUUUUAUUUCCUUUAUGCGAAAGUCGUUUCCCAUUUAAUUCGCGUUAAUUUAAGUCGCGUUGAUUUCCAAUAUCUUAAUUUCGUGGAGCGUUAAUUUCCUAUAGAAGUGCCUCCCACCCCACUCCUCCCUCCCCGUGGGAAGCUGCCAGCUUAUCAAACUGGAUUUCACGAGUAUGUUUUCCAAAUGUCUUCUUCCAGCCUUAUUAUUUAAUUCUUUUACUUACUCAAUAGAUGUGUCAAAUCCAAGAAGUCCGGACUGUGAAAUAAGUGCUUCUUGCUUCCACUCACAGAAAUGCCAACCGCCUUUUCAGACAAUAACAGUAACGCCGAAAGACUCUAAAGUGACUUCCAAGUGCUCGAUAGUGACCGGUGGAAAAGUACAAGACAUGACUUGGCAGGAUCUUAAAAAAACCCUCAAUGCCAGUAAAGGCCUAUUCUUACAACAAAUCGAUUCAAAAGAUGGAAAUGAGUCAUGUAGAUGUUUUUCUAUACAAUACGCAAGUAAGUAUUUUCUCUCUUUGCCCCUUUUUGAAUUCAUGAUGAAGCAAAAAACAUGUGGCAUUUUUUCUGUCUCUUGUUACAUGAAUUAUUGAUGCAGAAUCAAAUGAAGGCCUCUUAACAAUUCAAAGGAGAUUUCAGUUCACCUAAAGCAGUCUUUACGGUAAAAGUAAUCGUUAAACUAGAAACGAUACAUUCGUUUUGUCCGGCUGAAUCACGGUGCCUUAACUGAAUAGGUUAGCAUCGGAACCGAUUUGCUAAUUAAAAAUCAACAUCAAGGGCUACGUUGGUCCGUAUUAGGGAGGGGAGAGUGAAGGAUAGCUUGAAUACAGCUAAUUCAAAAUGUUUACCUCCAGUAAAGGGUAACUAUAGGCAAAACUGUGACCCAAUAGAACUAUCGGAAUUUUUGAAGAACCUAAUAUUUGCAUUUCCCUUUGGCUGCAGAAAACAAAAGCACGAAAACUGGUCUUGAUACGAAGACCUCACAGUAAUAAUCUUCGCUGACGUGCGAUUUGUCCAGGAGUUGCUGUUUGAAACCUUUUACGCUGGCGAAAUGGGGAGCAUUUCGCAGCUUAUACGUGUCGUGCUCCCUCUUUUUAACUUUCAUCAGCACCCCAUUUUGCUCAAUAUUAUAGUUACCGCCGUGAAGCACGUUCUUCUUUUAAAAAGUCAGGAUCAUUGUACCCAAAGUUUCUUUCGGUCCCCUUAUUACCUAUUGCGUGUUUCAGCUGUAAACUGUACAUUGUAACUGAGUGAAUGACUUAUGAGCCUAGGAAGUACAAGACUUAAAAUUUGUUGUCAGUUCCAGUUCAGAAAGUAUUUAAGACAAGGUCUCCCUUUGAGUACUCUUCUAACAAGACAACAAUGGAACUGAAUUGUACCUUCAAGGGAUGGCCUCGUCCUCGUGUAGUUUGGUACAAUCCAGAUAAAAAACAAAUCAUCAACGGAUCUGAAGGUUUUUACAUCUCAGAGCAGCUGGAUGGAGAGGAUACCUUAACUUCCCUUCUUCGUAAUGCUAAUGUACAAGAAAAACACAAAGGGGAUUAUAAUUGCACUGCAACGAACAACAUUACCGGCUGGUCGAGUAAAAAAUCAAAGAUAAUUGAGCUGGAUUAUAGGUGUAAGUGGUCUGAUUAGUUAGAGGUAUGUUUAGAAGUGAACCCGGAUUACUGUAUACCAAGAGUCUGAAAGUUGGGCGGGGGGGGGGGACGGGUGGUCCUGAUCCCGUAUUCCCGCUCUCUUUCACCACAAUCCCGCGCCCCGAACUUCUGUCAUCUCUAUCCCGAAUACCGUUUUCUUUCAGAUUUUGGCGAAUCCUGCUUCCCGAGUAGCGGUCAAUUCCCGUAUCGGGUAAAGAAAUUGGGCGUUUUCCCGAAUCCUGCUAUGUAUUUCGGGCGAGUCCUGGUUCCCGAGAGUACCCUUCCAGACCCUGUGCAUACCCGUAUAUCGUUUUCUUUCUCAAUCUUGCAUCUGUGCCCAAAUUUUGGAGAAUCCCGCUUCCCCAGAAGCAGUCAAAUUCCGUAAAUUGUAAAUAUCUUAUUAUCCACUCCCAUCAGGGCUUUUUAGGGAUAAUUUACAACACUGGUUGGGGGACUUUGCCACACUGCUUAAGGUGCAGUUUACAAGUAAUGAAGGAAUGAGUAAUGACUCCCCCAUACGUGAGCGUAUGGGGGCAGACCGUAUCCUGUUUAACGUUGCCCGGUCAAAUCCCGGAGCCUGGGAAUACCCUUGUAGAUAGACCCUGUACAUGCCGUCAGACGAAAUUGUCACGGGUGAAGUUGACAUUCUUUCUCUCCGAUCAGGUCUUAACACGAGCAGGAGAAAUACAGCUCUUCGGUUGCCCUGUAGUCAACAGACAUUCCAUUCAGAGAGAAUAAUAAAUCCUUAAUGACUGGUCCAGAGGGAAACAAACAAUUUUGUUUUCCUGGAAUCUCAAUGUUUUCCGAGGCGAAACCGAGGAAAACAUUGAGAUUCGUGUUUUUUUAUAUAGCUGGAAAUUCAUUAAACCUCGCUGUAACGGCGGUCGUUGGUCAACAUUCGCGGGUAACAGUGCACUCUUACCCUCUGACGUCAUAAAUUUGGCAAUGUUGCCCGCUCAGAGAUUUUAGCGGUAAACGCUUUCAUUGUUAGAUGUCAUGUGACCUCGAAGUAACCAAUGAGAGCGCGCGCUGUUAAGAAGAUAUUUCUAGCCAUACAACAAUAGGCCACUUCCGGGCUCCAAAAACCCUCACCUUCAAAAUGAGGCCAAGUGCACAACCUUUCUCUUGAAAAUGAGCUUUAUUUACAUGAGAAUGAAAACUUAUUUCCAUAUCAAAGGCUGAGCAAUUAACCUCGUUUUGAUACAGAGGCCCGGAGAACUCGGAAAUGGCCUAUUAAGGUAUGUAAGAUAUUAGCUGCUUUCAGAAGCCUUAUAUCUCGCUAAAUUUUCAGUUCACUGUGGAUUAUGAAUGUCUCAUCCCUUCAAACGGGGAGAAAAAAAAUACGUCGCUUGUGUAUAGCCACGGCUGCCUCAGACAGUUAACUUAAAAGAUAAACCAAACAUUUCUUGCCACUACCCUCUUCCUCUCAGAAUCUAGGGAUCCUUAGCUUAUUUAUUUAUUUAUUUUAGAAAAAGAAUAGAUAGUGUGAAUGUCUUCUUUUUAUGCGGUCACUGAUAAUUAUCACGCAUAAAAAGCCUAUCCUUUGGUUAUAAUAAAACAUAAAUAAUAAAUAAAUGGUUGAUUAGUUAAACAAAGUGCUGGGCUGUUCAUCCACCAUUCUGGAUCGAAUUGAAGUUUGGAAAUAUUGCUUCAAUUUUUUCGAGAGGGGAUAACCGGAGUACACGGAGAAAAAUCUCUCGGAGCAAGGGAGAGAACCAAUGACAAAUCAAAAACCCACGUGUGGCUUCGCCUGAAGAGGCUACAUUCGUGAGAGUGUUCUCCCUCAAAAAAAUAGAAAAAAAUUCUCAAAAACAAAUAAUCAGGGGGAUGAUCGACUGGGGGACAAAAAAAAUCUCUGGGGUUUCUAACAACCCCCUCCCAAAAAAAAUUCCUACAAAAAAGUAACCCCAAAAAAUCCCAUGCCGAAUUGCUGAGACUUAAAAAUAUCCCGAAUGUUUGUUUUUGUUUAUUCAUCAUACCAUACACAUCUGGUGGUCGUUCUAACAACACUCGAGACACCAGGAGCCCAAGAACAUUUUGAGUACCCCAAAAAAUCCCUACUUAAAUCAAACCACCCAAAAAAUACUUACCAAAUCUACUUACCAAAAAAAAACCAGAAUCGAAAAUUUCAAACCCCAAAAAAAUCCUUCGCUCAUCCCUGUCACUUGAAAUCAAGAGUACCUUUCCUGGGGCAUCGCGUUGCCUCAUUUAUUGUCACAAAAAGCGGGCACGGUAAGAUAAAGGCUGUAGUCCUUUAAAGUUGCACAAUCGCACGGCAAUGAUCUUUAAAUAGUAUCUGAUUUGUUCAUAAUAAUAUCUGCCAUGUAUCUUCCAAUUUAUGCAGGUCCGGGUCCUAAUCAUCCGCCUAUCUCUCCUCCCGAGGUUUCAGUGACAGCCUACAACAACGUCAGUUUAAAGUGCUUGGUUGAAAUAGAUCCUGACAAUUGCGCCGCAUAUUCAAUGAAAUUUCAGUGGUUUUUUAACAACAGCUCAACGCCAUUAACAAGUGGUGAAAAGUAUGAUAUACAAAAAAGGAGAACUAACAGCAGAUGCAAAACAGAUUUCAUUCUCACCAUAGCUAAUGUUACUGAUGAUGAUGAGGGAAAGUAUAAAUGUCAGUGGAUCUGUGCCAAGGACGACUCCAGUUCCGCGUCUUUUAUCCAGUUGAACGUAUUUUCAACAGGUAUUGUUUCCUCUACAAGAUUUCUCUAGUGACUUCUCCAAAUUCUACACAUUGAAUGAUUUUUUAAACGAUCAUGCAACUAAAAAAGGUCUUCUCUAAACGCAAACUCGAGCGGUUUUCCAAGACAUGGAUCAGUAACAAGUGCGAUAAGAAAGUCAAUUAAGUAAAAAACUCGUCGUUGAGUGAUAGAUCAUUUGAAUGCGUUUAACUGUGCUUUUUUUUGUGCUUUUUCUUUUUUCAGAACCAACAACCGAGACCCCUACUGGGAACACACAUUUUCGAAAAAGUAAGUUUUGAUCACUAUAAUUUUCGGAUCACUAGACUUUCAGCUAGAAAAUCUGAACAGAUGAAACAUUUUUGGGAUAUAAAAAUGUGCCUUUAUCUACUUUUUAAAUGCUAAAAUGCGUUUAACAAUGCUAUGUUUAAGUGGUUUUGAACUAUAUUCUCGUUGGGUGCCCCUGUAUAACUAAAAACACAACUACCUGUUAUCUCCACCAAUCAUUUUCCGCUAGGCUCCUUCCGUUGUGGACAGAAUUGUGCCACUUGUCCAUACAGUACUAACGGCCUUACAAGUUAUACCUUUUACGCAACAGGUGAAACACGCUCCAUCACUUCACACAUUACUUUUAACACUAAAAAUGUGAUCUACAUGGUUCAAUGUAACUGUUGUAAUUUACAAUAUAUAGGUGAAACUAAGCGACGUCUCAAGGACAGAUUUAACGAACAGAGACGCGCAGUCGACAAAACUAACAUUAAAUCUAAACCCACUACUGUUUUCUGAACACUUUCUCUCUCACUCUAACCAUUCUCAUACUGACAUGCAGUUAAUCCCACUAGAAAAAAUUCAUUCUUCACGUGACUCAGUUCGUAAGGCCAGGGAGUCGCAUUUGAUAGAUAAGGCCAUGACUCUUGAACCUCAUGGCCUAAACCGCCGUGACGAAUUAUUGUAAUCCAUAUCCUUAGUAUUUUUCCUUUCCACUUUUUAUUUUGUACGUCAUUUCCGCCUCUCCCUUUUAUUGCGACAUUCUCCAUCUAUAUAAUAUUGUGAUUGCUACAUAAGUUCAGUAACAUCUGUAAACCUGAAGAAGGCUGGUAUGGCCAGCCGAAAUAUUGUUGUAAAAAACAAUACACGUUCUUUUAAAUCAGCUUUGCAGUAGUCUUUAGACUUCUCGUUGUUGUCUUUAUAUUUUGGCUGAUUUGAUCUCUUUUCUAGUGAUCCAACGUUUACAACUAGCAGGAUCUUCGUCCACGGUUUUUAAAGUUAAUUUAAUCCACAAAACAAUACCCACACAACAACACACAGGCGAACCAACUAUAGUUCCUGCGAUACUAAGAAACACUCCACAAAACAAUACCCACACAACAACACACAGGAGAACCAACAAUAGUUUCUGCAACACUAAGAAACACUCCACAAAACAAUACCAACAUAACAACACACAGACCAACCAACAAUGGUUUCCGCAACACCAGGAAACACUCCACAAAACAAUACCCACACAACAACACACAGGCGAACCAACAAUAAUUUCUGCAACACCAAGAAACACUCCACAAAACAAUACCCACGCAACAACACACAGGCGAACCAACAAUGGUUUCUGCAACACUAAGAAACACUCCACAAAACAAUACCCACACAACAACACACAGGAGAACCAACAAUAGUUUCUGCAACACUAAGAAACACUCCACAAAACAAUACCAACAUAACAACACACAGGCCAACCAACAAUGGUUUCCUCAACACCAGGAAACACUCCACAAAACAAUACCCACACAACAACACACCGGCGAACCAGCAAUGGUUUCCGCAACACCAAGAAACACUCCACAAAACAAUACCCACGCAACAACACACAGGCGAACCAACAAUAGUUUCUCCAACACCAAGAAACAUUCCACAAAACAAUACCCACACAACAACACACAGGUAAACCAACAAUAGUUUCUGCAACACCAAGAAAAACUCCACAAAACAAUACCCACAAAACAACACACAGGCGAGCCAACAAUGGUUUCUGCAACACCAAGAAAAACUCCACAAAACAAUACCAACACAACAACACACAGGCGAACCAACAAUAGUUUCUGCAACACCAAGAAACAUUCCACAAAACAAUACCAACACAACAACACACAGGCGAAUCAACAAUGGUUUCCGCAACACUAAGAAACACUCCUUACUUUUGAAGAUAUGAUGAUUUGAUAUUUUCCCUUUUUAUUGCUUUCAGACACUCCCGCUCCCAGCCACAGGAAAUGGAUCCUACCUGUAAUUAUUUUCUCAUCCGGAGUUGUCCUGGGUCUAAGCUUAUCAGCUUUGUACGUGAUAGUAAAGAAAAGGAAAAAGCCGCCAUCACACGAGAUGGUUUACAGGGAGAAUGUGCUCGACUGAUUGAAGUGUGACCUUGUGUAUUUAUACAUUUGUCACAGAAGUUUUAUAAAUUUUGACUUUACUUUCAGUUUAAGGAAACAUUACUAGAAAAUUAGCCCGAGUUGAGACGGGUUCAUUGUUGAAUUUGCCAUGUGCUCUUUAUUUGCGUGAACGGAUCCACGAUCUAGUAAGUGUUACGCGAAUUGCUUUUGACUGAGACAUGUAAGAAAUUUACUUUAGCCAUUUAAACUAUUUUUUCUCAAAGCAAUGAUUUUACUAGGAGUUUUAAGCAAUGAAAAACAUAGACUAGGAAGACCAUGGAAUCAAAGAUUAGUCGGGAAUUGGGACUAAGUACAUAAAAAUAAAUAAAAUGUCCUAGUAAACAAAAAGAAAAGAAAUUUUUAAUAAUGUCACUUAGUAGCAAAAACCCUUUACUUUAAAUUACAAGUGUUUAUUAACAGGCUGUCACUUCAGUCAAUUUAAGUACGAUGAAUGAGUAGAAAUUAUUGUUGGCUACGUUUUUUUGUAAAACAUACGGGUUUUCGAAUAAAAGUUUGCAAGAAAUUAUUUCUCUGUCUUUUAUAUAUGACAUUAUUUGAAACCACGAUCGUAAGACUGCAGCAUCUAACCUGCAUUCAUGCUUCGCACUCUACCAUGAUAGCCCUUCCUUGAAGAGAUGUCUUCGAGUCUUCGAAUAGUCAGUCCUGACACAAUUUUUACUUUCAAGUUCUGUAUUGAGCACUUUUCGAUAAGAAGCUAAUUAAUUUCAUUAGAAAAUUUGUGUUACUUCUUAUUCUAGAUUGAUAAUAAGCCAAUUUUUAAAGGUUAUAUGGCCUGAAAGUUCAUGAUACCGCUCAUAUGGUCACUCAAACAUGUACCGUUUUUUUAGCGAGCUCAAAGUACUUCCUGCAGUCGCCAUCGUUGGUUUUUAAAAAUGCAGCCAGUAGGGUAGGCACCAUCCGGAUUAUUGUUCUUAAACAAAGAAAAACCUUAUUAUUAUUAUUAUUAUUAUUAUUAUUAUUAUUAUUGUUGUUGUUGUUGUUGUUAUUAUUAUUAUUAUUAUUAUUUUAUUAUUUAAAUUUUACCCUUCUAAUCUUAAUUUAAGAGAAUAGGGAUGCCAAAUAAGUUUACCUCUAUUACUGAUGGUGACCAUUAAAAAGCGUAGGGCAUGAAUUACGAUCCACGUAGAACACGCCGUAUGAUUUCUGCACUUCAACAACAUCAGCUGCUUGUAAGAGGAUCAAUUAAAGUGUUUUCAUUGAGUCUCUAGAAACCUCACGAAUUACAUGUUUAUCGAAAACUUUGAAAACAAACUAAAAGGAUUGUGGUAAAAAGACUUGGGGGAAACCUAAUUGUAAUCCAUUCCCAGUGAUCAAAUUCUUUCCUUCCUUUCAAUAUUAUGAAACCCACCAAAUGCAGGAACUUUAACAGUAAUUGGCUUUUCCAACUCUAGAAUGAUCUAGGACAUCCUUUUAAAGAGCAGACAUAUGGCCUUAACUCACGUGUAUUAAACAGUAAUCGGCUUUUCAAACUCUAGAAUGAUCUAGGACAUCCUUUUAAAGAGCAGACAUAUGGCCUUAACUUACGUGUAUUUCACUCGGCAGAUUUAAGAAUUUUUUAUUUUAAUCAUUAUUUUAUAAUGUUAUUAAUUUAUUUAUUUAUUUCGGAGGGGAAUAGUUGUGAUUCCCAUAUAAAUGGAUCCGCACAAUUCAAUGUUUUAAAACUUUUAAACCUAAUACUCAUUGAAGUUUAAUCGAUCGACCGAUGUCCCAUAGAGUGGCGUUCACGCGUUCUGAGUCUGAUAACGACCUCGUACAAGAAUAGAAAGGAUGCAGAAUGUAGUUAUCUUCUUAGGCAACGUGAUAGGCUUUUGGAGGGGAAUGAAAAGGUAAAAUUAACGACCGCGAAGGCCAGGCAUUUUGGAAACCACCCUAGCUACCUCAAGCUUAGAGAAUUAUGUAUAUGUUGUGGUUCAGUUUUAUCCUUGGUUUAAAUUAUAUAUUCAAUGGCCUUGUCUUUGGGUAUGGUAGUACAUGAUAAUGGUUUCAAACAAAACAAAAUAAAUUUAAACCAAGGAUAAAUUGAACCACAAAAUAUUUUCUGAUAUUCUGUCAGGCACGGUCUGGAUCUUUCAGGGAAUAACUCUAAUGAUAGUGGACCUUUAAUUGUUAAGAACAGCAUUAACGAGAUAGCUUAAAUUAGGACACCUUCUUAAAUCCGGGCUUGAAGACAUUUAUAGUGAGCUGAAAACACAUUCUCAGACAUUAUGGGCGGAUUUCCCACUCCUUUUUCUGUGAAAUUUUUUAUUAUAUUUAACGAACCAUCAGUAAAAUGAGUGGCACACUACAUAGCUGGCAAGUGUCCCAGCCGCUGGUGCCUUUCUGAAUUUUCUGGAUCGGUCCCUAGACAUCUGUGUCAUUGCUUUUCUGAAUAAACAAGGUCUAGUAAACAGCAUUGUUUGACAACUAAAUAACCGAGACUUUCGAAUUUACCCAUAAAAUGUAGCAUUUCAUGAUUCAGGGAAUGGCUACAUUCGAAGCUAUUCUACCUUUUCUGCAAACUGAUGUGUUUAAUAUGCAGUAUUCUCUCUCAAAAAGAGGCCGUUAAAGAUAAAUAUGAUGGGCGGCGUAAGUGUACCAUUCAUGUUGUAUGAUUCAUUGUUUUCCCCAAAUAACUUUAAACCUCGUGUCAAUAUGAGGAAAAAUUAUCCUGUUAUUAAGGAACAAAAACUAGAGAAAGAAGUCGUUUUGAUGUUGCGAUACCAUCAUAUUCAAGUGCUCAGCAGCGUAAGGUGUGGGCAAUGACUACGUGAAGUGAACUGAGCAUUAUUGGGCGUGCGGGGGUACGUAUUAUCAGAUAAAACCGAUAUAUUUCUUCCACUGAUCGAAAAAUGAUGCUGAAAGUCUCCUGGAGGGGGUAUUCGCUAUAAUGUCCUUGAACCAUCACGGAUCACAGACCAACAACAACAUCAAGGCAUUACCUAUUCUCUUAAAAAAGUAAAUAAUUAUAAUUAAUUGGUUAAGUUACCUUUGAAAUUACAUGAUCGUGUCUACAAUUCAUAAUCUCAGAAACUAGAAACUACCUAGCUGGUAAAUAAAUGGUAAAUCUUUAAAAUCUCAGGCAACUCUCACGUUCGCGGCAAACCGCUGUCACAAAAACCGGAACAGGUUUAAGUUCGAAGAGGGACGCGUGCGAGAUUAAGAAGGGGAUAAAAUCGCCCCCGAGUGUCUUCAAAUCCCGUUUUACCAGAAUCAGUAAGUUGGUUGUUACACCAAAAUAGAAGAUGAUGUUCAUUAUGCGCAUUGAAUGCUUUAUCUUCUUUCAAUUAUGGUUUCUCGAGCUCACAAUCGCAAGUUUGUCAAACUGCCACUUUCAUUGGGCUGGCCAUUAAGUUCCCACUUUUUCUAGAAAAACUGGUGAAAGUUUCCUUUUCAACGAGCAUUCAUUUCGAUUCCGUAUGUGAAGACUUAUCCCCCGGCUUCACGCAAGGCAGAAGUGAAGCCAAGCAUUACUAACUGGACCAAGAUGAUGAGAAGAUAAAACUGAGUUUCAGAAAAUUUGUGCAUUUUUGGAAAAUAGAAAUCCCUAUAGACUCGUGCUAAGAUGAACUAGAAGAAGUCCUUGGUACUCAAAAUAUACACAAUAAAAACAAAACAAAACCGUCCUCGUUUCAGUCUAAUACAAUUAACCCCCUCAUAAAAGAAGAUUUUAAAAAACCACCCAAGCCGGAAAUGUAAACACAAAACAGCUAUUAAAAGGGUUCUUGUAUGUUUCGUCUUCCCAAUAAAUUAAGGUCUCAGGGAAAUUUGCCCCUUUUUUUUUUUUCAUAAUUUAUGCGUACAUGACUCGUGAAUAUUAGACAGAAUUUGGAAGAAAGAGUUCUCUGGAUAUUAUCACAUAACCGACAUGGGAAUACAAAAACAUACAAACUACAGAGGUCGUGCGAAACAAAGCGAAAGGGUGGAAUCGAAUGAUAUCAUGUCUUGAAAGCGAGCUAUACCCCCGGGACGGAACUCAACGAAAUUUUAUAAGAGGGAGGCUUGGCCGCCCGCCCGGAGGUUUAAACCCCGGUACCAAUUUUAUCUACCAUUUUUUAAAGAAAAGGUAUCUCUUUUACAUACCAAGUUUAGAACAUUGCAUUCCUUUUAACUGCCGUAUAUGCACUGCCUCUUACAUCUGAAUGAAUCACUAAACCUGGAAGGUUUCCUGUCUCUUUCACAUGUAGAAAAUGCGUCUCUUGGCCCUCUCUGGUCGUUCAAUUAUCAGGACCGAAAUGACAGAUUCCCUACCCUUUCAUAUUCUUCAAAUAAUGAAAUCCAUAUAUUCCUGAAGCCUCUGAAAGGUACCCCCCGGUGCUCCCCCCUCCCCCCGGUGCUCUGCUCAAAGAAACAAUCUUGUACAGCAAGAAACACGGGAAAGAAUGGUAGAUAUACUGCUUAGUUUCAUCCUCCAAAAACAAAAAUGCAAGAUAUAUGUCAAUUACAUACUGUAUUUCCUCAAAAAAAAUAGUCGUCCCUCGAUUAAUCGCCUCACCGCCCCCGCUCCUCUCGUCAUCUCUCUUCCUUUUAUGCCCUCCCUGUCAAGUGUUACUGGAAUCUGAUCCAGUCACUGAAACUGAUCUGAUUAGUGAAGAUUCAAGCCAUGGAAAUUAAUCAAGGAACUAAAUUUGGAACACUUAAAAAAAACCCAUGUUCUGUUUACUUGAUAUGAUUAUUUUUUUAUUUAAUGGCGUAAUAAACAAAAUAUUUAGGGCACGGCUUCCAGUAAGCAAUAUUUGAAAUAAUCGCCUCCCUCAAAUAAUCGCUUUUCCUCGAAUAAUCACCCCCUUUAUUUGCGAAAAAAGAAAUAAUCGCCCUCGACAAGAGCCAUUGUGGCUCUUGCCCCCGGCUAUUAUUCGAGGAAAUACGGUAGUUAGGAAUAGUCAGAUUAUAUGCGUAGUAUUUCAUCCUCGAUCCGUUAUGCUUAGAGUGAGAAGUUAAUGCCCUUGUGUUUAUUUCCACAUCGCUUCCUCCCUGAGAGCGGUUUUCCUGUUUUGCGGCUUUAAAAGAAGAAUUAUCAGAAGGUGGUAAUUGGCGUUUAUUCCUUUCUUCUCUACGUGGGCGGUAAGUCUUGCUAACGCUACUUACUUAAUCCGUUUUGUAAAUUGAAUUAUAAGAAUGUAGCAAAUGUGUUCGUCAUUCCUCCACUUGGUUGUUUUAUUUGUUUUUGCCAAGAACAUUCCAGCCAUUUAAACAAGUUACAAAACAAAAACAAGAAAUGCUGACUGGAAAAAGUAAGUUGUUACAGAACGUUUUGUAAGCAUUAGUAUCACGAAAAACAACGAAACCAGACAAACAGGACCAAGUUAUACAAAUUCCCGCUUUCACGUUUUUUUCAAAGCCAACGAUUGAGUGACACCUUUAGCUCCGUGUUUUAUACUCCUAUAACGCGCAGAUGUCACGCAAAAUUGCAAUUUUAUUCAAAAGAUCACCACCAUAGACCAUUUUUUUAUGCCGAACUUGGUGAAAUUGUGAAGUUCCAUAAGGAUUCGUCGCAAAAAGGCGACAAAGCUUUUUGUGGGAAAAGUAUGGCAUGGGCGUAAGAUCCACAAAUUUCCUGGGGUUCAGAUCGUGGAGACGGUUCAAAGAGAUACGUGAGCAGCAAAAAAAAACAACAACAACCAGAGGGUGGGGUUUAUCAAUCCCUAAUGUGCCGCCAAUCAGGGUACGCGACAUUUUAUUAUAAAUAAAGGGACAAUAAACUGUUUGGUUUUGUCGCAGCUCAGCAUCCUACGCUUUUAGUUUUACAGGAAUUCCAACUGGGAAACUAUCGACAGUCGCCACCAACAAGUUAUUGUUUCUCAAACAUGAAGAGACAGGCCUUCCUGGGAAGACAUUUUCAGUUUUGCUCCAUGAAAUUCAUGCUGUUCUUUUUUGUGUCAAGCCUUGUUAUCCAAGGUAGGUCAUAUAAGUCUUAAUCAGGAGAAAUCGGCUCCUGCAUUAACAUAUUUUAAUAUGCGUCAUGAUAUACCGGAGCCGAGAAGUAAGUUAAGAAGUAUGUGUUAAAACUCAUACUUCUUAUCAUUUUGUGGUUUGCUCUGUAUUCACCGGUAUACUUUAGUUUCAUGAAGUUGAAACAACAAAUUCCUGACCCUAUUUCAUUGCUUUUUGCCCAUGAAAAGGCCACUCUGUUUUAGCCUUCGGGCCUGGAAAAAGUUGCAAAGAGUCCAUAAAUCUGGUAAAAAAUGUUUAAGUGCAUUUUCCAGAGUAAUACAAUUGUUGUUGUUGACAGAUGUUCAUGUCGCAGGCUUUUACUUAUUAAAAAAACUACAAAAGUUAAUGAAUUAAAAAAGAAUUGUUGAAACUCUGUAUGCCGGGUCUUUCAGACGAAAUCAAAGUUGCUAACCUGACGAUGCGUUGCGAAACGCGCUACGAAGCUGACGUCCACAACUACCCAUAGAGAUUCCUGAGAUUCUUAAGGUCAAGACAUUUAUGAUACUUUAUUUUGGCUACUCAAGAGGAGAACAAUACAAUUUUUGAAAAAGGUCAACAAAGAACAAGAUUUUAAGAUACACUACAUCAGUUUUGUCUGUAAGGAACGACGUUUGGAUUUUGGUCUUGGCUGUGUGAAUUUUUGUUCGCUAACAGCAACUGAUCUGAACACAUAUGCUGAAUUAACCCCUUCGAGCCCAGACAAGUUAUCGGGCGACGAUUCUGUCACUUUAAAUCAAAAUUUUUGGACGAAAUCCUAUGAUGUUACCAAUAUGAACUGACUUCUUUGACAAAACGUUUGCAUGGUGACGAAAAUUAAUUUUAUGGGAGUUGAAAAAUUUUUUUCAUAUUCCACUAUUCAUUUGGAAUAAAGAGGUUAAUUGAGUUGUAAAUUGUAGAAAGUUUUACUGUCGAUCGAAGUGAUUGCAUAAAAGAUAUCAGACAGUAAGUUAUUCCAGCUAUGUAGAGUUUUGCAACAUAUGCUAAUAUAGAUCGUUCUGGAUCAAAUAGGCCCACGUGUGCGACAUGCACAGCAAUUUCGCAAGACUCCAUUGUGAGAUAUUUUCUUAUCGUUGAUAAGUUCCUAAGACGAUAAAACUUUACAAGGAGAAGAUAAAAGUAGGGGAAGAUGACGAGAGGAUCGGGGAGAAGGCGAUUCUUUCAAAUGUUUCUGUCAAAGGGGGGCGAUUAUUCCAGGGAGGCGAUUAAUCGAGGGACGGCUAUUAUUCGAGGAAAUACGGUAUGCAGUUUUAGCAUGUACAAAGACAACUGGGGAAUAUCAGUAAACCACGGUGCACAUAAAAAAAUUCUUGCAGGAAAAAACCUCUACUAGCAAGAAAAAAACCUCUGCUGGCAGGGAAAAAAGGUAGCCGGAAAAACGCCUGUACUAGCAGGAUUAGCAAGUAUCAAUUUAAUGAAGGUCAUUCUACACCAGGAAGAUGAUAAGAGAGAACAUACGAGAAUCAGUCUGAAUUGCGGAAUUGCGACUCACAUUACUUCAUAUUGAGAUAACAAGAAAUGAAUAUGUGAUAACUAAACAUCACAUAAUUAAAUUACACUCAAAUAUAGAAGGCCUAAAGGUGAUUUCCACUGUCGCGUCGUUUUUCUGUGGGUACGUAAGCAUCACGUUUACCUCAAACGGCAAAAGCGAAUUUGUACCACGUGACAAGUUUCCCCUUUACUUGUCGUAAUGGUCCGUCCCUUAAUGAUCAUUAUUUCUAUUCACAAAAUAGUAGUGUCACGCAAUUUUUUGUCCAUAACAGUUGUUUUGAGCUGUUUUAUCUGCUCAUUUUCUAUUUUGAAAGAUUCUCAUCUUGACUCAGACGUUUGCAGUUACGGGUGGCAUUUCAUGAUUGCCUCUAUUUCAUUUGUACGUAAAUUGGAUCAUGUACCGAAGAAAAAGUAGUUACGUACGAGGAAGUUCUCAUGCGGCCAUGUGUCAGAUGUGCACGUGAUGGACAGUAUCAGCAACGAUUUUUAUAGCCUCCCACCGGGGAGCUCGUAUUAGGACGCCAAAACAUGCACAGCCAUGGGUAUUUUUCACUCCGUGCGCAUACCGAGUGGUAAUGUACAUUAAAUAUUACAUUUUUCCAAGCUCAAAUUUCAGAUUUUUUUAAGAUUUGCAUAAAAGGUUUCCGUUCAGAGAAACCUUGCAAAGAUGUUAUCCCCAAAAAGUAACCCCACAGUCAAUUUUCUAAUGUAGUUUUGCUAAUAAGUAACCGCACGCACGAGGUACCCUAGCCUCCCACCUCCUCAAAUGAUAGAUAUUCUAGCCAAUAUUAGCUUCUCCCGAAACAGAUGUUUUAUAGGAAACAGUCGUUGAGUACCCCUAACUCGGUGGGGGGUUUAUGUCUUGGUUUCACUAAACCUACGCGCGGUUGCUAUCGGAAGAAGCUACGAACCAAUCAAAAACUAAAAACACUGAUUUGACGGCAAACCCAAACAAAGACUUGAAAAUAACUUAAAUAGCCAAGGUCAGCAAAGUGCAAGUCAAUUAUUUGGCAAGGCCAGGAUAUAAGAAUGCCCGAAAAAUACAGAGUACUGAUUGGCGAUGUAAGUAUGAAUUACGUACGAGAAAAUCAAAGAUUAAAACAGGAAAGCAUGGAUGAAAUCUUGACAACCUUGACCGCUGAUCGGCUCCUGCCCUGACCCGCUUGAUGAAACAAGCACGAACUUAAAAAACCAACAACAACAAAAAUUAUAUUUCUUUUUAACUUCCGUUGAGGCUUUGUGUUGGAGACCGAAUUAUCGGGCAAAUACACUUUACCAUUUGAAUUUUCUUUGUAUAUCUUCUUAUAUAUCUCUUCUUGCUGCGAGGAUCAGUUUACUGCAGUUUUUCUUCUUGGGAAGUGUUCACUUAUCCAGCUCACUCCGCCAACAUCCGGCCGGAUUUCCUCACUCAGUGGUUUGAUGACGUGGUUUUUGAAGUCGGAGUUUUCUCAGCGUGCAUUCCAUUUUAAUGAAUGGUCUGAGCAAAUAGCAACUAAAUAGUACCAUGUGAAAGAAAUGCUGACGAGGUUUUGUUUGAAUGGUUACACCAUGGCGACACCAUCCAUACCCUGCAGGGUCUGACUCAAAAGUUAGAGCUGCAUGCUAAAAUAAAUAGAACUAUGUGAAAGUCGCUAAAGAGCUUUUUCAGUUGAAUUGUAACACCAUAGGAUUUCACCCACAGAGUCAAAAGUUCGAACUACAUACUAAAUAGAUAGUACCAUUUGAAAAUACUGCUGAAGAGGCUUCAUUUGAAUGGUCACUCCAUAGGAUUUCAUCCACAAACUCAAAAGUUAGAACUACAUACUAAAUAAUAUAAAUAGUACCAUGUGAAAGUACUGCUGCUGUUUCAAAUAUUUUGCAAAGAAAUGUUUUAACGCUUUUUUAUACAGACGUCUCGCCUGCAAGCAUCAAGAGUUGUGAACUACGAGCUUCCUGCUCAAGUGAGUGUCAAUACUCCACUCGGAAAACAGUGAAUCCAAACUCUAACGCAACUGUAGGGUGCUCGAUCAUAAAUAAAGGACCAACACAAGACUUGAGCCGGGAACAAGUUAGAAAAGGAUCAACACAAGACUUCACCUGGGAACAAGUUAGACGAGAGAUUCAUGGCAGUAACAAUGUGUAUGAUCUGGUGCUACAGCAGCAAGAGAAUCCACAUUGUUUGUGCACUCAUAUAACCCUCGCACGUAAGUACAACUUUCUCUAGAGUUUUGUCUUUAUUUCGUGAAUAAAAUUUACAGGAAUCUCAUCCUCUGCCAUCUUUUGUAUUCUUAAUGCGAUAGAAACAACGGACUCACGUACCUUGACCGGUUUUAACCUGUUCGUCAUGCUCUAGUCUAAUUUAACCGGUUUUAGUUUAGCUCAGGGUCUGAGCUUGACGAUGAGUCCAACCAAGACGGCAAGUCUCCUAUGAAAAUUCUCACCGCUGGGGAUAUUCUGGGUCUUUUUGAGGAAAGUUUUCAAAAAAUUCGGCUACAUGUACAUUAUAUGCGAUCAAAAGACUGCGAUGGUUCACGAUUUUUCCGUGGAGCGUUCAUGGGCGGAAAUAGUUUUGUUUUCAAUCCAGAAGCUAAUUCCUUGUUGUUUCGCGAAUUCUGGCCUUGACUAAAACAACAUCAUUGUAUGAUGACUCGGAAAUUAAGGAAAUCAAAUAAUUCAUUAACGUUUAUUACUGAUCAUGACGAAAAUAGUUUCAAUCAGCAACAACAAUAAGCUUUAUUUUCAGUACUAUAACAAAGUAUUACAGUAUUGCAAAAGCUACUUGAAUUUAAUCAUUGAUUUCUUUUUUAAAUUAAAUAUUUAAAAUAUUAACUUUAAAUAUAAUAAUCAUUGCUUAUUUUCAACCAUCAGUAGGAUUGAUUAUUCCGAUCAUUUGCUGAUAAGACUGAGUGUCAAAUCAGCCACUGCCAAGCUAUCUUUUCAGAGGCCCAUUACUUUACCAAAGAACAAUAACCAGCCAAAAAAACAUACAUGGGCUGGGAUAGUGACAUUCACUCGGAUAGUAGGUUUGUCAAGAGUUCCUGUGGAGGUUUGUGUUAGUUAAUGAAUGUUUGGAUCAGGGUCCAAAGAAAAUCAUUUUACAGCUUGCCAUUCGGGCAAGCCGAAGCUAACAUUUACUAGCCCAAGCAUCAUUUCAACUAGCCCCAGAAACGUUUUGAUGAGCAGAUUGAUUUCACAGUUCUUCUGUAAUUUGAAUUCCUCCAAAAGACAUCAAGUUAAUAGCAGAAUUCACUAGCCCCGGGCUAUCGGACACUACUUUCUAUCAAUUAGGUUUCUGGGAAACUGCCCAACAACCCCUCCCCUAAGCUAACAUUAACACUUACUUCUCGCUUAGAGCAAAAUGAUGGCUUAGGGGAGGGGUAGGUGGGCGAAUAUUGCGAAUGUUUGAUGAAAUAAAGAAUUUCCCUUUUUAUUCUUUCCUUUUUACGCCAUAGAUGUGUCACCCACAGGGACCCUAGACUGUGAAAUAAGUGCACAGAACUGUCAACCUCCUUUGGAGACAAAAACCCGUACAGUAACGCCGAAAGACUCUAAAGUGAAUUUGAACUGCUCGAUUAAGAAUGGGGGAAAAGUACAAGACAUGACCUGGCAGUACCUUGAAAAACACCUUAAUGCCAGUGACGCCGGUCUGUUCGUACAACACAUCGAUUCAAAGAAUAGAAGUCAGCCACGUGAAUAUUUUUCUAUAAAAUACGCCAGUGAGUAUGUUCUUCUUUUGCCCUGUCUGUAUCAAAUUGAUGGGGAGAAAAAUAUCAUAAUGCGGCCAUCAGUUCUUUUGUGUGUGUCUUAUUUUUUAAAUGGAUUAUAACGAAUCCUAUGAAUGCCUCGUAACAGGUUUAGGUAGAUUCAAGCUUAGCUGAGGCAAUUUUUACGGUUGGAUUGAUCGUAAAAACACGGUUGAAGUUAUAACCAGCUAAAUCACCUCACUUGAUCAUGGUCCGCUCGCUAAACUCUAGUUGCCAUGCCAUGCUGGAGGGCAAGCAAAGCAAAGGGACAUGACAAACAACAAACAAAGGAAUCAUUUUAAAAGAUGUUAGCUUUUUGUUUGGCUUGACUCAGUGCGUAGGGCCUCGCUCUCCAGCAUGGCAGGUUUGUGCCACAAAAGUGACUUACUGCAAAGGGCCUAUUUUUAAAAUGAACAAGGCAUGGAGUAAAACAUGGUUGGUUGGAAGGUGUCGGUAAGACAGAUGACUGUAGUUAUCUUAAAAAUCGUGAGCCAGGCAACGACGACGGCAGUGAAAAUGUCGCUAAAAAAUUAAAUUUGCCAUAUUUCAAAUGUUAUCGCGUCUAUUUGGAGCUGCUUAAUUUGUCAAAUGUAGGCAGUUUUGUCUUAGAGUUGAAUUCUUAUGGACUAUAUUCAGGAUCAGAAAGAAAAAGGAGAAUUCGUCGUCAUAUGUUCACUUUCUCUAUAAAACGUUGUAUUACUAGGUUUCACUUCAUAGUCGUGCGGUCAACGUCAAAGAAUAGACUAAGAAGCGUGACGCAUGUGCAGCAACUGUUGUUUUCAUGUUAAAACCAAUUGGUGGUCGUGGUGGUUCAGAUUUUGAUAUUUUUUUGUACUAAUUUAAGAGGUUGCUUUAAAAAUUACAAAUAUAUCACAAAAACAACGAGAAGAAAACCAGCAAAUUACAUACAUCCUGAUCAAAGGUGAAAUCUGCGCAGUGGCCAAAGGAGCUUAGGCUUUCGAGUUAGUCACUUAAGCUCCCUAGUUUAAAUGACUGGGUGCAUGACUUACGAGCUUUGAAAUUAAGACGAAGAAUUCCUUCUCAGUUCCAGUUAAGAGAGUAUCUAAGACAAGUUCUCCCGUUGACUACUAUCCUGACACGAGAGAAAUGGAACUGAAGUGUACCUUCAAGGGAUGGCCUCGUCCUCGUGUAGUUUGGUACAAUCCAAGUAACAAACAAAUCAUCAACGGAUCUGAAGGUUUUUACAUCUCAGAGCAGCUGGAUCGAGAGGAUACCUUAAUUUCCCUUCUCCGUAAUGCUGAUAUCCAAGAAAAACACCGAGGGGCUUAUAAAUGCACUGGAAUGAACAACAUUACCAACUGGUCG
Messenger RNA from Porites lobata, 36329 nucleotides. NCBI's taxonomy places the organism in Eukaryota, Metazoa, Cnidaria, Anthozoa, Scleractinia, Poritidae. The record is from the annotation of a GenBank genome assembly.